Messenger RNA from Trametes versicolor FP-101664 SS1, 1411 nucleotides. RefSeq lists its product as uncharacterized. The record is from RefSeq and is a predicted model, not a curated record. Bases 14 to 1234 code for a protein of 406 amino acids. The transcript is spliced from 2 exons. Lineage: Eukaryota; Fungi; Basidiomycota; Agaricomycetes; Polyporales; Polyporaceae.
GCACCCAUCCUCCAUGUCGACGACGGCGACCGACCCUGCGGCGAGUCCGUUGCUCCUCCAGGAUCCCUCCGCACCAGCCUUGGUGCUCUCAACAACACCGCCGUCGGAUCCACCUCCACCCUACCCCUCGGGGCGCCGCACACGACAGGCGCGCAGCGGACGCAGGCGACGCAACGCUCCCGACACCAGCGAGUACUCGCAUACACAAGCACCUUCGGACGAAUAUGAAACACCACCCGUAGCCCCGGGCAGCCUGCACUGUGGCCCGGAAGGAGUUGAUGAUCCAGAUGCGACGGAGACGACCCCCCUGUUGAGCACAAACCCCAGCUCCCCGCGUGCGCUGCUGCCCGCGGGCACGGUCCACCGUCGGCGCACGCUCUCGCUCACCAGCACGUUGCACUCCUCGACAUCUCUCGCGCCAUCGUUCGCGCAAACGCUAUUCUCCGCAUUCCACCCGGAGCGCGAUUCGGACCUCGACCCGGAGUGCCGUGAGGAGGACGGCGGGGAGCAUGAGGAGCUGGAGCCCGAGCUCGAGAGCCCUCUCGUGCGCGACUACGACCAACAACAAAGAGCCCUUGCAGCGGACCUCUCCGGGUACGCCCACCGUCAUGCUCAACGACAGCAGCCGCUCUCAGCCGGCGCGCGUUGGCGACGGUACUUCCAGCCCCUCGGGCGGCGAGCGUACUACUCCGCGCUCCUCCACCUGCUCGUCCUCAACUUCCCAUACGCUCUAGCAGCCUGGAUCUUCCUCUUCGUGUUCACCCUGGUUGGCACAUGCACGCUCAUGGCCCUCCCCCUCGGCGCGGUGCUCUGCUUCGCCGACCUCUUCGGCGCGCGCGUCCUCGCACGGGGCGAGCUCGCGCUGCAGACGAGGUUCCACGGCCCGCUCGCCUAUACCAUCCCCUGGCCGCCCCAGCCGAUCUUCACGCGCAUGCGCGCCCCCUCCCCCGCACAAAUUGAGUCGGGCGUCCCCGCGAACGCAUCCGUGCCCGAGGGCUCCUUCUACAAGAACUCGUACGCGAUGUUCACGGACCCGACGUCGUACCAGGCGCUCUUCUACUUUCUCGUGCUCAAGCCGGGCAUCACGGUGCUGAUGUUCCUGCUGUUUGCGGUGCUCGUGCCGGUCGCGGCUGUCCUGGUGCUCCCGCUCCCGGCGGUGUUGCGGCUCGCGCGGAGGAUGGGGAUCUGGCAGGCGAACGUGGCGGUGGAGGGGCUCUACUUUGCUGCCCGAUGAGCGGUGCGGAGUCCGGACGGCGCUGGAGCGCCUCUUUUCUAGCGUACUGUAUGAUAAUGUAUGUUACUCACUUCACUUCUCUCAUUUUCCGCUCAAUAUUGCAACGUACGCUCAUACUUGCACCGUUAUAACUCUGACAUAUCUACAUAUAUGCGCAUGUGAGAUCCUUUGCACGCC